Messenger RNA from Aethalodelphis obliquidens (Pacific white-sided dolphin), 1327 nucleotides. RefSeq names its product ciliary microtubule associated protein 1A (gene CIMAP1A). The coding region runs from base 408 to 1172 and encodes 254 amino acids. The transcript is spliced from 6 exons. Gene Ontology annotation, cellular component: cytoskeleton; outer dense fiber. The record is from RefSeq and is a predicted model, not a curated record. NCBI's taxonomy places the organism in Eukaryota, Metazoa, Chordata, Mammalia, Artiodactyla, Delphinidae.
UAAGGAGGUGAGGGCCCCUCCAGAGCAGACCCCUGCUCAGCCCACGGCACAGUCUCACCCCAGAAGUUCCCCACCUUUGCCCACUGCUCCUUGCCCAGUCACGUCCAGGGUCCUCUGAGCAGGAAGCACCUGCGCAGACCCCCUCAGAGCCACUGUGGGGUGGCCCGUGAGCGCUGAAAGAGACAUGGGCUUGUCCACGAGGCUCUGAGGCUCCUCCCCUUGCGGGGGGACGGGUUGCUGCGGCAGAAUCUCCCACUGCUCUGAAGUCUGGGCCUCAACUCAAGACCCCACUGAGGAGGCUGUGGCCUACAGUUCUGCCCCUCAGUGGGGGCAGAGGCAGUGAUGGGGGUGGAGGGCCCAGGCCUCCUAGCACCUUGUCACUCUUCCAUCCGUGGACAGAGCCAGGCAUGGCGGAGGAGGUAUGGGUGGGCACCUGGAGGCCCCAUCGCCCCCGGGGACCCAUCAUGGCCCUCUACAGCAGCCCCGGACCCAAGUACCUGAUUCCACCCACCACAGGCUUCGUGAAGCACACGCCUGACAAGCUGCGUGCACCGGCCUACAGCUUCCACGGGGCCCCCAUUCUCCUGGCAGAGAACUGCUCCCCGGGGCCCCGCUACAGCGUGAACCCCAAGAUACUGAGGACUGGCAAGGACAUCGGCCCCGCCUACUCCAUCCUGGGGCGCUACUGCACUAAGACCACGCUGACCCCCGGCCCUGGCCACUACUUUCCAGAGAAAUCUACCAAGCAUGUGUUCGACUCGGCGCCCAGCCACUCCAUUUCUGCCCGAACCAAGACCUUCCGAGUGGACAGCACCCCAGGCCCCGCUGCCUACAUGCUGCCCGUGGUGAUGGGGCCCCACACUGUCGGCAAGGCCUCCCAGCCCGCCUUCUCCAUCAAGGGCCGCAGCAAGCUGGGCAGCUUCAGCGACGACCUGCACAAGACCCCAGGUCCCGCAGCCUACCGCCAGACCGAUGUCCAGGUGACCAAGUUCAAGGCUCCACAGUACACCAUGGCUGCCCGAGUGGAGCCCCCGGGGGACAAGACCCACAAGCCAGGACCAGGAGCCCACAGCCCUGAGAAGGUGACAGUGACCAAGCCCCGCGCCCCGAUCGUCACCUUUGGCAUCAAGCAUUCUGACUACAUGACACCCCUGGUCGUGGACGUGGACUAGCCCUGGCCCCGCCCCACCCGUCACGCUAACUAAGCCUCUGCACAUCAUGUCCCCCCAACAACAGAUUCCCUGAGCUGAGGGCUUUGGGCGGCUCCUCUACCAGCUGGGCUGCAGCCGGCCUGGCCCUGCAGGGCAGAGCAUGCUUGCUCGGACAG